Henningerozyma blattae CBS 6284 is the source of this 462-nucleotide messenger RNA. It is a transcript of the gene MRPL25, whose product is annotated as mitochondrial 54S ribosomal protein mL59. Gene Ontology annotation, molecular function: structural constituent of ribosome. The transcript has a single exon. Gene Ontology annotation, cellular component: mitochondrial large ribosomal subunit. NCBI's taxonomy places the organism in Eukaryota, Fungi, Ascomycota, Saccharomycetes, Saccharomycetales, Saccharomycetaceae. The coding region runs from base 1 to 462 and encodes 153 amino acids. The record is from RefSeq and is a predicted model, not a curated record.
AUGAAUAGACAAUAUUUUGACAAAUUACCUACUAAAUUGAAAAAUUUCUUCCAUAAAUAUCCACCAUCAAUAACAUAUAGUAAUAAACCCACUUCUACAUAUGAUAUCACUGCUAAUCCAUUUUUACCAAAUAAGCAUCCAAUAAGUGGUAAACAUCACAAUCCAAAAUAUUCUUUGAGAAGAUUAAGUGUAUUAUAUAAGGAGGCUUACAAAUUCGGUAUAACAGAACUAUUACCACCAAUACCAAACAAAUCAUUCUUUUUAGAAAAAUAUGAGAACAAACCAAUGAUGAGAGGUGUAUUAAGACCAAAGGGUCAUAAACAUGAAUUGAAUAAAGCUGAGAGGGAUGCAAAGAAAGCCAAGGGUAUUGCUAAUAUUGAUGCGAUGCUUAUUAAAUAUCGUGGUAAAUCUUAUGAAAGGAAAUUGGAAAAGAAGAAAUCUGAAAAGAUUACUUAUUUCUAG